AUGUUUAACGCUGAUGAUGGAAGAACUCGCAUCACAAAGAAGGACUCGACGUCCGAUGCCGAGUGCGUCUACUGUUCUGAUGGCCGAUCACUGGAAGAGCUGGUCGCCCUGACGGAGCCAAGUGUGCAGCUGCUGCACGGAAUGCUGCCGGUGACGGCAGAGGAUGAGUUGCAGUUUGCGCUGCACCAGUUCAUCGUCCACCACGGGCAUCAGAAUGGCAGUUUCUGUCCACUGGAGGAGGCCGCCAUCGAAGAGGGCCAGGAGGUGUUUGUCUGCGGACUGCUGAGGGCAGUCAUUGAGGAUGGUGAAGAAAGCGAAGACAAAAAUGAAGAAAAUGGCGUCCCCGUGAAGAUGAUAGGUCCAAUCAGCGAGUGGUGGUUCUCCGGCUUUGACGGCGGCACCGUCCUGGUGCUGGGCUUGGACAGCCACUACGCCAGCUACCACCUGCGGCAGGCACACCCCAGCUAUGAGCACCACUUUGCGCCACUCCGCCAGAAGAUGUACAUGACUAAGCACGUCAUCGAGUGCAUCGCCGCCAAUCCGUACUGCAACCUCGAGGAGGUCCUUGUUUCGACAGCUGAGCACCAAUCGAACUUUGACACUGAGGCCUUCCUUGGUUCGCUGCACUUCAUCACACGACAGAUCAGGGACUACGAUCUGCACGGCGAUCCGGAUGAGCUUCGCAUCUCGGAGACGCCUGUCUUCAAGUCGAUGCUGCAGUUGGCCAGCGCAGCAGCAGUGGUGGGCAGCAGUGGUUCAAAAACAGACAAUAACAGACAGAAGAGGAGCACUCUUCAACGGAAACGAAAGUUUCUCCACCACUUCAACACUCCAGUUUCUGAAGAGAUAUUCAAUGCAGUCUUUAGUGAUAUUUUGCAGCUCAGCAAGGGAGAUUUUGUUCAAUUCCAAACAGCAGAUGGCAAAAACACUUCAAUUCAAUUUGGCAGAAUUAUCAGCAUGGAUGAUGGCCAAGUGCACAUUAACGUUUUCAGUCUAGGAACUGAGACGCUGCUAGGCGAAGCUUCACCGCAACAAAUUCUCUUUGCCACCAAGGAGUGUUUGUACCUUCAGGAGAACUCUAAAAUGGUGGGCAUUUACGUUCAAAUUGGGCAGAGAGAUUUAUCAAACGCCAUUCCACAAGGACAAUUUUCCUGUUCUCAGCUUUUUGACGCAGAGUUGUGCUCAUUUAAAGAUUUACCCGCUGAGUACUUAAACUCAACUGAGCCAUUCUGUUUAGGAUGUCAUCAAAAGGAGAUGCAGUUGGCGACAGACAAAGAGAUACUGCACAAGGGAAUGUCAAUUCGAGCCGGUGACUGCGUUGCCUUUGAAGCACCGCUCGAUUUACCACUUUACGACUACUUUACCCAGCCAGUGAACUCUGAACCGUCUACAAACGCCGAACUGUAUCCAGAAAAGUACCGAAAAGCAUUCACUAAAGACAAUCUGCGAGACUGCUACCACUCCAAAGACCUCUCGCAAGUGCUUCAAAUUGGUUACAUUCGCAAAAUGGAAGCUACUCAACUGCAAGUGAACGUCUUUUAUCGCCCCCAAAAUGUGCAUCAAGAUUACCGGCAGUUCUUACAGUGCGACAUGAACCUGCUCUUUUGGACAGAUUCAGUCGCCAGAAUCGACGUGUCAACAGUGCGCCAAAAGUGCCAAGUAAUCUACUCACUUACCUGUCCUCCGGUUGAAACGCUCUACUUUAGACAGUUCUACAAUCACGAGCACCAGCAGCUUUAUGAGCCAUCAGACGAACUGAAACAGAGUUUUGCACAAAAACAGCAACAACAGGCAACGCUCAGCAAAUCACUGCGCAUCUUUGACGUCUUCUCCGGCUGCGGCGGCCUCUCCCACGGCUUUAAACCGCUGGCCAGCAAACUGUUUGCUCUGGAAAACGACCCUCACGCUGCCCGGUCUUUCCAGACAAACUUCCCCGAGGCGAUCGUCUUUAACACCGACUCAAACGUCUUUCUGGAGCAGCUGACGAAGACGGCAAAAUCUUCCGACCACUUCAUCGCCACCCACUUGCCCAGAGAGGUGGACCUGCUCAUCGGUGGGCCGCCGUGCCAGGGUUUCUCUGAGAUGAACCAUUUCUCCACCGGGGAACGGUCGCUGAUCACCAGCUCCCUGUUGGCCACCUAUCUCAACUACGUGGAGCACUACCGACCGCGGUGGCUGCUGCUGGAGAAUGUGCCCAGUCUGACGACGUACGGCGGUCCCAGUUCACUGCUGCUGAAGGUGCUGACCGCUUUUCUCCUCCGCCUCGGCUACCAACUUCGAGUGGCCGUUCUUCAGGCGGGCGCAUUUGGGCUGCCGCAGAAUCGGCGCCGCCUUUUCAUCAUUAGCGCCGCCGCUGGCCAACCGCUGCCGGCGCUGCCACUGCCCACUCACGCCUUUUCACACAAACAUCUCGACACCUCAUUUAAGGUGGGCGGAAGAAGGUACGAUCCGUACAGAGACAAGGGACGAGCGGGACUCUGUCGAAUGGUCACCGUAGAAGAUGCGAUUGCUGACUUGGAGGUGCUGGCCGAGGAGGACUACUUUGAGGAGAGGAGCAGGAGAUAUCGAGGUGAUGCUGCUGGCUCUCUGCUGCUGCACUACCAACGGAUGAUGCGCCUGCCAACAGGAAGAACUUCCGUGGAGGACCACUUGUGUAAGGAGCUGAGCCGGCUGAAUCGAGAGCGCAUUCGGCGCAUUCCGCCAGUGCCUGGCGCAGACUGGCGUGACCUGCCUAACCUUCAGCUCACCCUCGAAGACGGCACAGUCAUUCCCAAGCUAAACUACCGUCCUGGAGGGCGGAGUGUGUGCAGCUGUGGUGAUAAACCCAAAUCAUCCUCUUUGUCAACUGUGGUGCUUCACACUCGCCAGGAGCGGACGCUCAUUCCCUGGUGUCUGGUGCACACUGCCGAUCGCCGUCACCACUGGCCCGGUCUGUAUGGGCGGCUCGCCUGGCGCGGCUUCUGCCCCACCAUCGUCACCAAUCCGGAUCCGAUUUCAGUGCAGGGCCGGGUGCUUCACCCGCAGCAGCAUCGGGUGCUGUCAGUGCGCGAGAGUGCUCGCUCGCAGUCCUUUCCCGACGACUUUCGCUUCUGUGGACCGGUGGAGCACCGCUACCGGCAGAUCGGUAACGCCGUGCCGCCCCUUCUCUCCGCCGCGCUGGCCAAAGAGUUUGCCAAGUGUUUACGCUGA
Molecule: messenger RNA, 3189 nt
Organism: Rhagoletis zephyria (snowberry fruit fly)
Lineage: Eukaryota; Metazoa; Arthropoda; Insecta; Diptera; Tephritidae
Source: RefSeq, a predicted model, not a curated record